Messenger RNA from Thrips palmi, 2137 nucleotides. RefSeq lists its product as uncharacterized. Gene Ontology annotation, biological process: DNA catabolic process. The record is from RefSeq and is a predicted model, not a curated record. The transcript has 2 exons. Gene Ontology annotation, molecular function: nucleic acid binding; 3'-5'-DNA exonuclease activity. The coding region runs from base 3 to 1895 and encodes 630 amino acids. Gene Ontology annotation, cellular component: cytoplasm. NCBI's taxonomy places the organism in Eukaryota, Metazoa, Arthropoda, Insecta, Thysanoptera, Thripidae.
UGAUGAGCACAUAUUGCCGUAAGUGUGCCAUGGGAAGCCCACCAGAUGAGCAUGAUUGUGUGCGGAAUCAUGAUGGCUCUGCCAAGGCCAUGGAACCACGAGCUGCAGUACAGCUGUGCCUAAACAACCCUGACUUUAAGGAAGCAAAUGUCCGUGUUUCUACUAUCGUGGCUGACAGGGAUGCUUCUACAUUUGCUGCCCUUAAUGCUGAGAGUGACCGCCCCAUCAAUCGCCUCGUCGACCUGAACCACAACACGAAGGGGAUAAACAACCAAUUGUAUGAGUUGAAGAAAUCUUUCAGUUGGCUGACUACUGAUACCAUUGAAUAUUUAAAACGAUGUGUCAACAACGGCAUCAAACAAAACAAGAACAACGUUGAGGGUGUCCGCAGUGCCAUUCUAAAUGUUGCUCGGCAUGUUUAUGAUGAGCAUGAAGAUUGCGGUGAAUGGUGUAAGGCAAAGGGCCAGCCGGACUACCCCUUCAAGAACUUACCCAAAAUGAAGCCCCUGUCUGACCCAGUGUUCAGAGUUCACCUUGAAGAGUUGCUUGGGGAACAGGCUGCUGAGAGUGCGCAGCUUGCUGCUUGUGGCUCCACGCAAGCAAAUGAAAAUUUCAACCACAUGUCAACCACUAGAGCCCCUAAGUCCAGAUUUUAUGGUGGCACAAAGGCACUGAAGACUAGGGUGGCCUCUGCAGUGUGUGCCAAAAAUAUUGGUGCAACCUACACUGAGGAAAUUUUCAGUUCUACGCAGUUAUCACCAUCUGUCACCAAGUACAGGCAGUCUCUCCAGAAAUCCAUCGAAUUAAAGAGAGAGUACCAGCAACUACCUCAUGUGAAGAAGCGGAGACUUCAGCUUAAACUGCAGGAUAGGUGGCAAGAAGCGAGGGAGCUCAGCUCUGGUGGCAUCACCUAUGCCUCUGGAAUGGGCAGUGUAAUGGAGCGAGCUGUGGCUGCCACCUCAGCGGCUACAUCAGAAGAUCUUAUCACUUCCUGGAUUCCACCAAUCUCUGAGCUCCACCCUGACUGCGCCUUUGUUUACCUAGAUCUAGAAACAACAGGGUUCCAAGCUGACUGCGACAUCAUCCAGGUUGCAGCAGUUUGUGGAUCACUACAGUAUUCAGCUUACAUGGUCCCAUCCCGCAAAAUUGCUCCCCAGGCCUCAGCUGUCACAGGCCUGAAAGUGGUCAAGGGGAAGUUAGUUCACAAGAGUGUAGCGUUGCCCACCAAACCUCCUCGCAUAGUGGCAUCAGAAUUCUUGGAGUUCCUCAGGAAGUGUGGGCCGCAAGUGAUUCUUGUGGGUCACAAUCUUAUGAGGUAUGAUGCGCCCAGGAUUCUCCGUUUUAUGAAGUUGUUUGGUGAGUCCAUGGAGUUUGCUGAAAUGGUGCAUGGACUUGUUGAGACAAUGCCCCUCAUUCGUCAAGGGAGGAAGUGCAAGUUGCAGGUUCUUGCAGCGAAGUACCUGACUGAAGAGAAAUGGACUGAACACAAGAAAAAUGCUCACAAUGCAGUAUCAGAUUGCAUCCUUCUUGAAGGCCUCAUGCACCACUUUUCUGUAUCCCAGCAAACCAUGUUAAAAUCUCUUGUCACUAUGGUUGACUUCAUGAAGAACCAAGUGUUCUUGAAAAAUAAGAAUCGCCUUGGCAAAGGUCUCAGUGUUUUGGAAGCUGGUGGCGUUUCUAAACAUAUGAUCACUAAAAUGGCAGGCGCAGGUGUGACUCUUGAUGAGUUGAAGGAUGUUAUGCUGACCAAGGGCACUGCUGGAUUUGGUCCUUGCCUUGGGGUACAAAUUUAUGGGAAGCCAAGAGUGACAAGCACCAAGGAUAUUAUUGCUAAGAUAGCAGCGUCUGUUCGUCAAGUGUUGGAAAAAGCAGGAGUUGACUUGCCCUACUUAUAGUGAGACCAAAUGUUUGUGAUUCUUGAUUUAUUCUUAAUUUUUGAAAAUAUUGUAUUAUGUUUUGAAAAAAAAAUGAUGAUAGUGGUUAAUGUUGCCUAAUGUGUUCCAAAAUAGAUUUGUCAUGAUAUUAUGCUGUGUUAUUUGUGUGUUAAAAUUUAGUGCCUCUUGACUGAUUUUACUAUUUACAAAUUAAAUUUCAUACCUUACCCUUUGACUUUCAUUUUCAAUACCACUUCCUACCU